GAAGCUCCUCAGAUGGAUGGUCAGAUCAUUUCUAAGACAGCCUAGUCUAUAUGCCUCACUGCUUGUUUUACGGUGUUUACUAUUUGAUAAUUUCGAGCGUUUUUAUUGGCGGCAUCAGCCCUCAGCAAUGGAACAAGACACAACUAUUUUGCUUCUGGCCCUUCUAUCAAUCUGUUGGACUGGAGGGCAUUGUGGCCCUAUCCAGGACGGUAGCCCUCUAGGCCUAGAAAGUGGGGCAAUCCCAGAUUCGAGUCUGACAGCUUUUAGUGAGUGGGACGCCAACCACGGUCCGCGUCGAGGACGGUUAAACAUGGCUAAAGUCGGAGGCCAAGCUGGAGGAUGGUCUGCCAAAACAACAGAUUUGAACCAGUGGAUUCAGGUUGAUCUUUUAGCUACAUACAGGAUCGUAAGAGUGGCAACACAAGGUCGUGCGGAUUAUUCCCAGUGGGUAACCAGCUUCAAGAUUGCCUGCAGUAUGGAUAAUGUUACCUUUGAUACAGUGAAAGACCCCACUAACACCGACAACGACAAUAUCUUUCCUGGCAAUAGUGAUCGAAACACCGUGGUUUACAAUCGCUUUCCCGUGCCAAUGUCGUGUCGAUAUGUUCGCCUCUUACCUUACACAUGGCAUCAACAUAUUUCCCUUCGUAUGGAGUUAUUUGGAGAACUCCUUGCAACGACCAAACCCUCGACAAACCCAACACUGACACCUGUACACUCAGAAACUGUGACAUCUUUAAUCCCUGUUGGGCAUUUCCAGGAUGCUAGCCCUAUAGGCUUAGAAAGUGGGGCAAUCCCAGAUUCGAGCUUAACAGCUUCUAGUGAGUACGACGCCAACCACGGUCCUUUUCGAGGACGGUUAAACAUAGCCAGAGACGGAGCCCUGUAUGGAGGAUGGUCUGCCAAAACAAACGAUUUGAACCAGUGGAUUCAGGUUGAUCUUUUAGCUACGUACAGCAUCGUAGGAGUUGCAACACAAGGUCGUCAGGAUUAUUCCCAGUGGGUAACCAGCUUCAAGAUUGCCUGCAGUAUAGACAGUACUACCUUUGAUACAGUGAAAGACCCCACUAACACUGACACCGACAACAUCUUUCCCGGCAAUAGUGACCGAUACACCGUGGUUUACAAUCGCUUUCCCGUGCCAAUAUCGUGUCGAUAUGUUCGCAUUUUACCUUACACCUGGCAUGAACGUAUUGCUCUUCGUAUGGAGCUCUUUGAAGAACUCCUUGCAUCAACUGAAGUAUCAACAACCUUGAAUACAUCAUGUGAAGGAGCUGUCGCUAUGAACGCAUCGCCCAGAACAUGUACAAAGCCCAUACAGCUGUUUACGAUUCUAUUCGGGGUCGUGCUACGAUGGCUUUACUGAAUGGUACAAGCUAUUACGAGCACUUAACACGUAGUUACGAGUACUUUACGAAUAGGUACGUAUACUUUACGUAUUUUUACGUAUUGUUUACGAUUUGGAAAACGUACGAAAUCUACAAAAUCGCAACUAAAAAUCGUAACUAACAAGUAGCCAUUCGUAACAACU
Molecule: messenger RNA, 1531 nt
Organism: Strongylocentrotus purpuratus (purple sea urchin)
Lineage: Eukaryota; Metazoa; Echinodermata; Echinoidea; Camarodonta; Strongylocentrotidae
Product: lactadherin
Exons: 9
Coding region: 17-1366 (449 amino acids)
Source: RefSeq, a predicted model, not a curated record